CUGAAUCCGGAUUGAAAUGGGGAUAUAAGGUUGAAUUUACCGAUGUGGGAAGAGAUUUGUUCAGAUAACAAAGAUUCGAAAACUUUAGACAAGGCUGGUAGUAUGCUGAUGGGUCGGAAAUCACUAGGGCUGGAUGCGGAUUUAUUUUUGGCUACAGGAAGCACAGUAGCAAUCUUCCAGGCAUCGGGAAAACAGGACGUGGUGAGACUAUGGUUUAUUAUGUGUGUCAAGGUUGGCAAAAUAAUCGGUAAGAUUACCUUCACAAAUCUAAUCGGAAUGCCGUCCUCCCCGAUUGCGUUGGACCUGAUCUUAAAAACAGAUUUCACCACAUCAAUCUCGCUCACAGCAAUGAACUCAAACUUUUCGCCAGCAAAAGAGACCGGACAGGAGGCUACAGAGUUGGUCGUAAGGGGACAAGAUGAAGGCGGAGAAGCAAAGGCAACGCUAAGCGUUUCAGGACUCAACGAGCAUUCUGAUUUCUCACUGGCAUGGACGCGGAGUGUUCUCAGAUUUCGCCACAAUACAUUAUUAGGCAGUGAGGGAUCCAGCUUAUUCAUAAAGAAUUUUUUCUUUUCACGUCUUAUAACCGAGGACCACACCAUUAAACCAACGGCAGGAAGAAGACCUGUCACAGGUUCGGGUAGGGACAUGAGUGAGGAGCGAAUUUAAUAUAUUUUCGUUUAGGAAACGGAGCUUCUCAUUGACCGUGCUGAGACCCCAGCAAACAGACCAAUCGAUCUGCAAGAGGCUACUGAAAAGGUUGUUGACAUCUAAGGAACGGUAGUCAAAGAAGUUAAAUACAUAGGUAUUGUCGUCAUAGUGAUCAAGUUUAACGUCAAAAGAACAAAAUAUCAAGUCAUGAUCAGAUAUAAAAGAUGUUUGGUCAAAUUUCAAAACAAUAGAAGGAUCAGAUACAGCAAAGUAAUCUAAUAAGCUGGGACAGCAAUUGCUACCAUAUCUUGUGGGCACCGACAAAUUAACCAUAGACAACCCAACACAGGAGAUAUCAUCUAUUAAACGAGCACUGGUAGAAUCAGGACAUAACAGGUUCACAUUAAAAUCACCACAAAGAAUUAUAUGGUCAUAAUCUACAGAAACAGUGGACAGAAAAUUAAAAAAGUCACAUAGGCUGAAAUACUUAUAGGGAUUAUACACACAAGACAAUAGGAUUUUGGACGAGGGGCUAGACAUUUCGACAGACAGGUACUCCACGCAGCUUCUUUCUGAAUGUGACUGCGAAACCUGUUUGGUUUUUAGGUGCUUUUUGCAGUAAAUAGCAACUCCACCACCUUUUCUAUCUACCCUAUCAGAACGAAACAACUUAUAACCAUUAAUAUCAUAAUGGACACUGCUUACAUUGUACCUGAACCACGUCUCAGAUACACAUAUAACAUCGACUGGAGACAAUUCAAAAGUGUUCCUUACUAUAUCCAUUUUCUCAGAAUUAAGACUGCGCGCAUUAAAAUGAACAAUGUUCAAACCCGUUUGUUGACCGCACAUGAUGUUCACCAUUGCACGACUACAAUUGUCAAUGUUA
Rhagoletis pomonella (apple maggot) is the source of this 1537-nucleotide messenger RNA. RefSeq lists its product as uncharacterized. The record is from RefSeq and is a predicted model, not a curated record. Bases 43 to 669 code for a protein of 208 amino acids. The transcript is spliced from 2 exons. NCBI's taxonomy places the organism in Eukaryota, Metazoa, Arthropoda, Insecta, Diptera, Tephritidae.